CACUCUUCUUUAAACUCUCCACCUUCACUCUCUACCUUCCUGACGUGACCUCUCUCUCUCUUUUCCUCCAUCAAUGGCCACCACAAACUCUCUCCACCAUCACCACCACUCCUCUUCUUACCACCGUCUCAAUCUCCAUUCCCAAUCUCACUUCGCACCAUCUUCUAUCUCCUUCAAACAGCCCACUACUUCCACCGCCACAUUCUCAUCACUCAUCUCCUCUUCCUCCUCCUCCUCCUCCUCCUCCUCCUCCGUCGUCUCCGCCGCUCUCGCAACAAACGCCUCCUCAGUAACCACCGCAGAAACCUCCACCGAGUUCGACGUCCUAGCGACCCAUCUAACCAACCAAGACUUCAGGAAAGCAGACGAAGAAACUCGCCGCCUUCUCAUCCAGAUAGCCGGAGAAGCCGCGGUCAAACGCGGAUACGUCUUCUUCUCCGAGGUGAAGUCAAUCUCCGUCCAAGAUCUUCAAGCCAUCGACAACCUCUGGACCAAACACAGCGACGGGAGGUUCGGGUACAGCGUGCAGCGCAAAAUCUGGUUAAAAGUCAAGAAAGACUUCACCAGAUUCUUCAUCAAAGUCGAGUGGAUGAAGCUCCUCGACACGGAGGUGGUUCAGUACAACUACAGAGCUUUCCCUGACGAGUUCAAGUGGGAGCUUAACGACGAAACGCCUCUUGGACACUUGCCGCUCACUAACGCGCUGAGGGGAACGCAGCUUCUGAAAUGCGUUUUGAGCCAUCCUGCGUUUGAGAUAGAUGGUGAUGACGUUGAGGAAGGGGAAGAAGCAGAGAACAGAGGUGGGGCCAAAGCACAGACCAAAGACACGAGAGUGUUUAAAACAGAUUACAGCUUCUGAUGUUUUUUUUUUUUAAUUUAUAUUUUCUGGUAAUGAAUAUAAACAUUAUUGGUUUAUAUCAAUGUGAAAUUCAUAAGUCAUGAAACUAA
Raphanus sativus (radish) is the source of this 948-nucleotide messenger RNA. Its product is annotated as tetrapyrrole-binding protein, chloroplastic. Gene Ontology annotation, biological process: chloroplast-nucleus signaling pathway. Lineage: Eukaryota; Viridiplantae; Streptophyta; Magnoliopsida; Brassicales; Brassicaceae. The transcript has a single exon. The record is from RefSeq and is a predicted model, not a curated record. Gene Ontology annotation, molecular function: tetrapyrrole binding. The coding region runs from base 74 to 859 and encodes 261 amino acids. Gene Ontology annotation, cellular component: chloroplast.